AAUGGUACAUUUCCCCUUCACACCUCCAUCAAACAGUGUACGUAGCAGCAUCAAGCAACCGCCACUGAAAAGCUUCGCCGGAGAGAGAAAAACACUCAAUCGCUCGUCGCAACUCCCCGAUCUACCUCCGAUUCUCUCUCUCUCUCUCUCUUCCUGCUGCAUAUACAUCGGCUGACCUAUCCCUCGUUUGAUUGAUUGAUUGCUUGCUUGAUUGGUUUUUGCUUCCGAUGGCGCUUUCGGCCUCUGAUAUACCGACGAUGUACUCGUUGCUCGCCAACUCGCUGAGCGGCGACCAGAGCGUGCGCAAACCGGCCGAGUCCGCCCUCGCUCAGUCGGAGAGCCGACCGGGGUUCUGCUCUUGCCUCAUGGAAGUGAUAAGUUCGAGGGAUUUGGCGGCACAGGUCGAUGUUCGUCUACUGGCUUCGGUUUAUUUCAAAAACACCAUUAAUCGGUAUUGGAGGAACCGGCGCGAUUCAUCGGGAAUUAGCAAUGAGGAAAAAAUACACUUGAGACAAAAGCUGUUGUCACACUUGAGAGAGGAGAAUUAUCAGAUUGCCCUUACCUUGGCUGUGCUCAUCUCAAAAAUUGCUCGAAUUGAUUAUCCGAAAGACUGCUUGAGUUUGAAGGUCCCGUAUCAUCAACAUCCCUGCCGUUUUUGGCCAGAACUCUUUUCAGUUUUAGCACAACAGCUUCAGUCAGCAGAUAUUCUUACUUCACACAGGAUUUUUAUGAUUCUUUUUCGAACCUUGAAGGAGCUGUCUACUAAACGUCUUACUUCAGACCAAAAGAGUUUCGCAGAGAUAUCAUCUCAUUUCUUCGAUUAUAGUUGGCACCUUUGGCAAAGUGAUCUGCAAACCAUACUGCAUGGUUUCUCCCUGCUCACUCAAAACUCGAGUCCAAAUGCUUCAGAGCUGUGUCAUGAUGAUCUCUACCUUACAUGUGAAAGAUGGCUUCUCUGUGCGAAGAUAAUACGCCAACUGAUAAUUUCUGGAUUUCCGAGUGAUACAAAAUCAAUUCAGGAGGUACGGCCUGUUAAGGAGGUCUCUCCUGUUCUUUUGAAUGCCAUUCACUCAAUUCUUCCAUACUAUUUACCUUUCCAGGAACAUCAUGCUAAAUUAUGGGAGUUCUUAAAGAGGGCAUGCACUAAAUUGAUGAAGGUAUUGGUUGCAGUUCAGAGCAGACAUCCUUAUUCCUUUGGCGAUAAAAGUGUCCUUCCACUUGUUAUGGACUUCUGCCUGAAUAAGAUCACAGAUCCUAAACCGGAUAUCAUUUCAUUCGAGCAAUUCCUCAUUCAAUGUAUGAAGUUGGUGAAAUCAGUAUUGGAAUGUAAAGAUUACAAGCCAAGUUUGACUGGUCGUGUGAUGGAUGAAAGUGGAGUUACCCUUGAGUUGAUGAAGAAGAAUGUUUCUAGUGUUGUUGCUGGUGUUGUCACUUCUCUUUUGCCCAGUGACAGGGUAGUCCUCUUAUGUAACGUGUUGAUAAGAAGGUAUUUUGUUUUAACAGCAACUGAUUUGGACGCGUGGUACCAGAACCCCGAGUCUUUUCACCAUGAGCAGGACUCAGUUCUAUGGUCAGAAAAACUGAGGCCUUGCGCUGAAGCUCUCUACAUUGUUUUGUUCGAAAAUCAUAGUCAGCUGCUAGGUCCUGUUGUGGUUUCCAUUCUUCAAGAGGCAAUGAAUGGUUGCCCAACUUCAGUCACUGAAAUCACUUCAGGAUUACUUCUCAAGGAUGCUGCUUACGGUGCUGCUGCAUAUGUUUAUUAUGAGCUUUCAAAUUAUUUGAGCUUCAAAGAAUGGUUCAAUGGUGCGUUAUCACUAGAAGUAACAAAUGAUCAUCCGAAUAUGCGCAUCAUCCGUCGGAAAGUUGCACUCAUUCUUGGACAAUGGGUUUCUGAGAUUAAAGAUGACACCAGAAGACCAGUAUACUGUGCCUUGAUCCAGCUGCUUCAGGACCCGGACCUGUGCGUCAGGCUGGCAGCUUCUCGUUCUUUGUGCUUUCUUAUUGAAGAUGCAAACUUCUCGGAGAAAGAUUUUUCUGAUCUUCUUCCAAUAUGCUGGGAUUUAUGUUUCAAGUUGGUGGAGGAAGUCCAGGAGUUUGACUCAAAGGUUCAAGUUUUAAAUUCAAUUUCUGUUCUUCUCACACAUGGCGGUGAAAUCAUUCCAUAUGCAAGCAAGUUGGUACAAUUCUUUCAGAAGGCCUGGGAGGAGUCCUCUGGAGAAAGCCUUCUGCAGAUUCAGCUACUAGCAGCACUGAAGAACUUUGUGAUUGCACUUGGUUAUCAGUCUCCCAUUUGUUACAACAUGCUUCUGCCUAUCUUAAGAAGUGGAAUUGAUGUGAAUAGCCCGGACGAACUUCUGGAAGACAGUUUGUUGUUAUGGGAAGCCACACUUUCUCAUGCCCCCUCAAUGGCGCCUCAACUAUUAGGAUUUUUCCCUUGUCUUCUGGAAAUCCUGGAAAGAAGUUUUGAUCACUUGAAGGUUGCAGCAAAUAUCAGUGAAGGCUACAUUAUUCUGGGCGGAUCUGAUUUUCUCAGUUUGCAUGCUUCUAGUGUUGCUAAACUUCUUGAUCUGGUGGUUGGAAAUGUCAAUGAUAGAGGGUUGCUUUCAAUUCUUCCAGUCAUCGAAAUCCUAAUUCAGUGUUUUCCUGUGGAGGUUCCCCAAUUGAUUAGCAGCACUCUUGAGAAAUUGAUUGUUAUAUGCUUGACUGGAGGAGACGACCGUGAUCCAUCAAAGACGGCUGUGAAAGCAUCAACAGCAGCAAUCCUGGCAAGGAUUCUGGUCAUGAAUACCAAUUACCUUGCCCAAAUAACAUCAGAACAAUCGCUUUUACUACUUCUCCAGAAGGCGGGAUUCCCAAAUGAUGAGAAUAUACUUCUUUGUCUGAUUGACACAUGGCUCGAUAAGGUUGAUAAUGUAACCUCUAUCCAAAGAAAGGCAUUUGGUUUAGCCCUUUCUGUAAUUUUGACAUUAAGAUUGCCUCAAGUCCUUGAUAAGCUUGAUCAGAUCCUAAGCGUUUGUACCAGUGUAAUAAUAGGGGGAAGUGAAGAUUUCGCAGAGGAAGAGUCCAGUAGCAUUAAUAUGAGCCCCAGCAGGCCUCAUGUUCCAAGUAAAGAGUUCAGGAAAAGACAGAUCAAGUUCUCAGACCCUAUAAACCAGUUGUCUUUAGAGAACUCGGUGAGAGACAAUCUUCAAACUUGUGCAGCUCUUCAUGGGGAAUCUUUUAAUUCGGCAAUUGGUAGAAUGCAUCCGGCAGCAUUUGCCCAAUUAAAGCAGGCAUUGAAAAUGUCAUAGGCUGGAUGGGGUGUAUGAAUCUUGUGGUUAUGGCAUUCUCAGCCCCUUCCUGCUCCAUUUUUUCCAUUAUUUGGUAGAAAGAGAAGAUAUAGGGUGAUGUUGAAGUUUUUUGACCGUGCUCCGGUGGUAUCUGCAUUCUUUGAUUUUCUUCACAUAUUGGGCCUGAUUUUGUUGGCUGCCUUCUUCCUCUUUCUUUUCUUUUCCUCUUUUUUUUUUUGUUUUUGCAUUCCACCAAUUUUAGGCUGUUGUAAAUGCUUCCUCAGCGCCCCUGGACUGUAGAUAGCACAGGUUUGAUUGUUCCUGAGAUGGAUAUAUUAAAUUUGUAGAGAGAGAGAGAGAGAGAGAGAGAGAGAGAGAGAAUGUGCAAGAACUGGCCUUCUCAAUGGAAAAGAUUUUGCUUGUGCU
Messenger RNA from Rhododendron vialii, 3695 nucleotides. RefSeq lists its product as uncharacterized. Bases 228 to 3290 code for a protein of 1020 amino acids. Gene Ontology annotation, molecular function: small GTPase binding. Gene Ontology annotation, cellular component: cytosol; nuclear envelope. The transcript has 25 exons. Lineage: Eukaryota; Viridiplantae; Streptophyta; Magnoliopsida; Ericales; Ericaceae. The record is from RefSeq and is a predicted model, not a curated record. Gene Ontology annotation, biological process: protein import into nucleus.